This is a messenger RNA of Ceratotherium simum simum (southern white rhinoceros), 3093 nucleotides long. The record is from RefSeq and is a predicted model, not a curated record. Lineage: Eukaryota; Metazoa; Chordata; Mammalia; Perissodactyla; Rhinocerotidae.
AUGCGGUUUAUUGGAAAUAUUGAAGUAGCUAAUGGGCAACAGAAAAACUGGGGAACAGUUGGAGAAGCAGCAGCCACUGUCAUUUUGCUGGAUCGUCUUGUGACUUCAUGGCUACUGGACAUGCCCUACUGCUGUAGCUGGACCCCUCCCACCAUGAUUUUGCUACCUGUGACCUUGAGUGACUCCUUCAGAUUGCAACUGUUGACUGUCUUUCUAACGCCGUUUAAAGAUCACGUAAAAAAGCAAACAAUAAGUGAUUGUGAUGUGGACAUCGUGAGAGUGCCGGAGCCUCAACAGAAAGCUCCCUUAGUUCCUCCACCACCGCCUCCGCCGCCGCCACCACCUCUGCCAGACCCUACGCCCCCAGAGCCAGAGGAGGAGAUCCUGGGGUCAGACGAUGAGGAGCAGGAGGACCCCGCUGACUACUGCAAAGGUGGCUAUCAUCCAGUGAAAAUUGGAGACCUCUUCAAUGGCCGGUAUCAUGUUAUUAGGAAGCUGGGAUGGGGACACUUCUCCACUGUCUGGCUGUGCUGGGAUAUGCAGGGGAAAAGAUUUGUUGCAAUGAAAGUUGUAAAAAGCGCCCAGCAUUAUACGGAGACAGCCUUGGAUGAAAUAAAGUUGCUUAAAUGUGUUCGAGAAAGUGAUCCCAGUGACCCAAAUAAAGACAUGGUAGUGCAGCUAAUAGAUGACUUCAAGAUUUCAGGCAUGAAUGGGAUACAUGUCUGCAUGGUCUUUGAAGUGCUUGGCCACCAUCUCCUCAAGUGGAUCAUCAAGUCCAACUACCAAGGCCUCCCCAUACGUUGUGUGAAGAGUAUCAUUCGACAGGUCCUUCAGGGGUUAGAUUAUCUGCACAGUAAGUGCAAGAUCAUUCAUACUGACAUAAAGCCGGAAAACAUCUUGAUGUGUGUGGAUGACGCAUAUGUGAGAAGAAUGGCAGCAGAGGCCACUGAGUGGCAGAAAGCUGGUGCUCCUCCUCCUUCGGGGUCUGCAGUGAGUACCGCUCCACAGCAAAAACCUAUAGGAAAAAUAUCUAAAAACAAAAAGAAAAAACUGAAGAAGAAACAGAAAAGGCAGGCUGAGUUACUGGAAAAGCGCCUGCAGGAAAUAGAAGAAUUGGAGCGAGAAGCCGAAAGGAAAAUAAUAGAAGAAAACGUCACAUCAGCUGUACCUUCCAAUGAGCAAGAUGAUGAAUACCGCCCAGAGGUGAAACUAAAAACAGCAGAGUUAGAGGAGGCAGCGGAGGGAGAGACUGCAAAUGACAAUGGUGAAGCUGAGGACCAGGAAGAGAAAGAAGACGCCGAGAAAGAGAACGUUGAGAAAGAUGAAGAUGAUGUUGAACAGGAACUUGCGAACAUAGACCCUACAUGGAUAGAAUCACCGAAAACCAAUGGCCAUAUUGAGAAUGGCCCAUUCUUACUGGAACAGCAGCUGGAUGACGAAGACGAUGAUGAAGAAGAUUGCCCAAAUCCUGAGGAAUAUAACCUUGAUGAGCCAAAUGCAGAAAGUGAUUAUACAUAUAGCAGCUCCUAUGAACAAUUCAAUGGUGAAUUGCCAAAUGGACGGCAUAAAAUGCCAGAGUCACAGUUUCCAGAGUUUUCUGCAUCAUUGUUCUCUGGGUCUUUAGAACCUGUGGCUUGUGGCUCUGCACUUUCCGAGGAAUCCCCGCUGACCGAGCAUGAGGAAAGCAGUCCAUCCCAUGACAGAAGCAGGACGGUUUCGGCCUCCAGCACUGGGGAUUUGCCAAAAACCAAAACCCGGGCGGCCGACCUGCUGGUGAAUCCCCUGGAUCCAAGGAACGCAGAUAAAAUUAGAGUAAAAAUUGCCGACCUAGGAAAUGCUUGUUGGGUGCAUAAACACUUCACGGAGGACAUCCAGACGCGUCAGUACAGGUCCAUAGAGGUUUUGAUAGGAGCGGGCUACAGCACCCCUGCUGACAUCUGGAGCACGGCGUGCAUGGCAUUUGAGCUGGCAACGGGCGAUUAUUUGUUUGAACCGCAUUCUGGGGAAGACUAUUCCAGAGAUGAAGACCACAUAGCCCACAUCAUAGAGCUGCUAGGCAGUAUCCCAAGGCACUUUGCUCUAUCUGGAAAAUAUUCUCGGGAAUUCUUCAAUCGCAGAGAUCACAUAGCAUUGAUCAUUGAACUGCUGGGGAAAGUCCCUCGAAAAUACGCUAUGUUGGGGAAAUAUUCCAAGGAGUUUUUCACCAGAAAAGGAGAGCUGCGGCAUAUCACCAAGCUGAAGCCCUGGAGUCUCUUUGAUGUGCUUGUGGAAAAGUAUGGUUGGCCCCAUGAAGAUGCUGCACAGUUUACAGAUUUCCUGAUCCCGAUGUUAGAAAUGGUUCCAGAAAAACGAGCCUCAGCUGGCGAAUGCCUUCGGCACCCUUGGUUGAAUUCUUAGCAGAUUCUACAAAUAUAGCAAUCUGAGCUAGCAAAUGUUUUCCAGUACAUUGGACCUAAACGGUGACUCUCAUUCUUUAACAGGAUUACAAGUGAGCUGGCUUCAUCCUCAGACCUUUAUUUUGCUUUGAGGUACUGUUGUUUGACAUUUUGCUUUUUGUGCACUGUGAUCCUGGGGAAGGGUAGUCUUCUGUCUUCAGCUUAGUAGUUUACUGACCCACUUUCUUCUGGAAACAAUAACAUGUCUCUAAGCAUUGUUUCUUGUGUUGUGUGACAUUCAAAUGUCAAUUUUUUUGAACAAAAAAUACUUCCCCCCUUGUGUUUUGGCAGGUUUUGUAACUAUUUAUGAAGAAAUAUUUUAGCUGAGUACUAUAUAAUUAACAAUCUUAAGAAAUUGUCAAGUUGGAACCAAGUAGCAAGGAAAUGUACAAUUUUAUCUUCUGGCAAAGGGACAUCAUUCCUGUAUUAUAGUGUAUGUAAAUGCACCCUGUAAAUGUUAAUUUCCAUUAAAUAUGGGAUGGGGACUCAAAUUUCAGAAAAGCUACCAAGUCUUGAGUGCUUUGUAGCCUAAGUUGCAUGUAGUGGACUUUACUGCUCCAAGGAGUUGUGCAAACUUUUCAUUCCAUAACAGUCCUUUUACAUUGGAUUUUAAACAAAGUGGCUCUGGAUUAUGUCAUUCCCUAUAUGGCACUUUAGA